Molecule: messenger RNA, 808 nt
Organism: Dermacentor andersoni
Lineage: Eukaryota; Metazoa; Arthropoda; Arachnida; Ixodida; Ixodidae
Product: transcription and mRNA export factor ENY2-like
Biological process (GO): mRNA export from nucleus; positive regulation of DNA-templated transcription
Cellular component (GO): SAGA complex; nuclear pore
Molecular function (GO): transcription coactivator activity
Source: RefSeq, a predicted model, not a curated record
AGGACACAGUUAUAUGAACUAAUACGAUGGACAGGAUUAGAAUACGACAAUACGUGGGAAAUUCGUUAUCUGAUGAACCGCACAGCCGCAGAGCAUUGCGGGCAUUUUAUUCCGGUUCCUGCGGCAGUAUAUAGCGCUGAUAUUUUGCGUAGAAAUCUCCCCGAGGAUAAUCGAGUACCGACGUAUGUCGAAUCCAUUGCCUGCUGGAAGGUUAUGGGCGAGUAAGCCUAUUGACCGACAACAGAGAGUGUAUCAAAUGAAAGCCAGCAUAAACCAAAGGCUCAUAGAAAGCGGAGAGCGAGAUCGGUUAAAGGAGUUGCUGAGGACGAGACUAAUAGAAUGCGGUUGGAAGGACCAGUUGAAAGCAUACUGCAAAGAAAUCAUCAGAGAAAAGGGCGUAGAAAACGUGUCUGUCGAUGACCUUAUUGCAGCAGUCACCCCUAGAGGAAGAGCUACUGUGCCAGACAUCAUCAAACGUGAACUCCUUCACCAGAUCAAGAAUUUCCUAAUGGAUCAAGGAGGUAGUUGACUCCAUGGCUCAAGAUCGCCCACGUAAAAAUGCGCUUGAUUGCGCAACUUGUGGCUUAGGACAAGCCACGUCGGAAUGCGCUUGAUUGCGCUUCAUGCGCAGCUUUUAUCACAAGACUAAUGGAGAACAUUAUUCGUUGACGCAUGCGUGAAGCUGUAUGAUAAACUUACGUUUAUGUGAGGAUUGAGUGCUGUUUAUUAUGUUAAGUGUUUUAUAUGAACAAGAAUAAAAUUCAUAAAAAAUUUAUUCUGCCCAGACAGCGGGCAACACUGGUAAAAA